UCGAUUUUUUGUACCACGAGGUCUUUAAAACAAGCUUAAAUUAAUAUUACUUUUUCAGAUAGUUUUGGUGACGUCACCUCUAUUUCGUUCAUUCAAAUUGGUACCAUGACGUGACUUUACGCCUAUAGCAUUAUUGUUUUAAUGUCAAAUUUAGCAAUCUUAAUAAAGUUCCUCUUUCGCAACGGAUACAACAUUACUUACUAUUAUUUGCUUAAAUAAGUGAGUAAAUCUACAUUGUUUCGAUAAAAAGCUUAUUAGAAAGUGAACGUAAAUAUUAUAGGUAGUGGCUGCAAUUGUUUAGCAAUGGAUUUGGACUUAGAAAUUUUCGAGUUCUUGGAAGCCGACGAAGCUGCUAACUCCGAAGAGGUUAGAUCAAGAAAACGCCGUCGUAUGCGUUUUCGUGCGGAGUGUAAUCCCUUCGACUUGGAUGAGGAAGAAUUUAAAAAAAGAUAUCGUUUAUCUAAAGUUUUAGCACGUAACCUAUGCGAUGACUUGGAGCCCUUGAUGAAGAAACCCUUAAGGCCUUCAGACUUGUCUGUGGAGACUAAGGUAUUGAUUGCAUUAUCUUUUUAUGCAACUGGAUCGUAUCAACGUCCCAUAGGCAAUAAUGAGGGUCAUUUUGUAGCACAACAGACUGUCUCAUCAGUCAUUGCACAGGUUACUGCAUGCUUAAACUCAUCGCAGAUAAGGCGAAAAUACAUACAGUUUCCUACAACUGAGCAAAACCGCAACCGAAUUAAAACUGAAUUUUACAACAAAUUUCAUAUACCCGGAGUAUUAGGUUGUAUAGAUUGUUCACAUGUGGCAAUUAUACGUCCAGUAGAACAUGAAGAGCGUUAUUAUUGCCGCAAGCAUUAUCACUCCUUGAAUGUUCAAUUGAUAUGUGAUGCAGAAAUGCAAAUAAUGAGUGUAGAUGCAAGUCAUGGUGGUGCAACUCAUGAUUCUUUCAUUUGGGCGAAUCAUCCAUUGAAAACUCAUUUGGGACAUCUCAGCAACUUGGAGAAUACUUGGUUCCUUGGGACCGAAGGGUUCAGUUGGAUCAGCCCUGAGAUAGAGGCUGAAUCACUAAUCAAGUGGGAGAUCAACCUUGAAGGAAAAGGUAUUGUUGAGGUCGCCUUUGAGUUAUGGAUCAGAAGCGAUUGCGAUUCUUAG
Messenger RNA from Amyelois transitella, 1152 nucleotides. Its product is annotated as putative nuclease HARBI1. The record is from RefSeq and is a predicted model, not a curated record. The transcript is spliced from 5 exons. NCBI's taxonomy places the organism in Eukaryota, Metazoa, Arthropoda, Insecta, Lepidoptera, Pyralidae. Bases 304 to 1152 code for a protein of 282 amino acids.